Messenger RNA from Gigantopelta aegis, 1398 nucleotides. Its product is annotated as opioid growth factor receptor-like protein 1. Gene Ontology annotation, cellular component: membrane. Lineage: Eukaryota; Metazoa; Mollusca; Gastropoda; Neomphalida; Peltospiridae. The transcript has 7 exons. Gene Ontology annotation, molecular function: opioid growth factor receptor activity. The record is from RefSeq and is a predicted model, not a curated record. Bases 133 to 879 code for a protein of 248 amino acids.
AACGAGGUAGACACGGUUACGUAUAGCCGUGCUGACGUUAUGUCCGAACAAUGUGACCUUGUAGUGACGCUCAGCAGAACCUGUAAAUGGUGGCAUUCACUACAUACGCGUACAGUUUAAAAGAGGGACCUGAUGGGGAAAAAAAUCUCGAAAUAUAAACGGGAACAAAAGGCGAGGGACGUAGGCGGAGAAUCCCCAAGACCUCCUUUAUCUCCACCACGGUAUGCAAAACGGAGUGACGAGGACACUGAAGAUUAUAGACUGGGCUACCCAGGAAAGUGUGAUGUCAAAAAAGCUGACAAGAAUAUAAUAUUUUAUCAAAAUAAGAUGAAGUCAAUUCCUGACGGUGAUUAUAUUGAUAACAUCCACGCAGACUGGAAAGGAAAGUACACUUUGCUAGAAACACACCAGGGUUACAUACAUUGGUUAUUUCCUAUCCGAGAGAGUGCGUCAAAUUGGCACGCACAAGAGUUGCAGUUGCACGAAAUUCAGGCAAUAAAAGAAGAUCCUGUAGCCUACGGGCGAGUUCGAACGUCCUAUGAAUUGAUGUUGGACUUCUUUGGUAUAAAACUGAUCGAUAAACACACUGGCAAAUUGGCAAGGGCGGACAACUGGGAGGAACGCUUUGAAAACCUUAACUCGACAUUCCACAACUACACGCGUAUUACACGCAUUCUCAAGUCACUGGGCGAGCUCGGAUACGAACACUACCAGGCUCCGUUCGUGGAUUUCAUUCUGGAUGAAGCAUUUAAACGAAAAACUCUAAAUGGUCAAGUGCUCAAGAGUUGUAUAGAUUACUGGGUAGGAACAGUUAAAAAUGAAAAGGCAAGACGAAAACUCUUGAAAAAAUCUUCGCGUCAUAACUGGGACCAAAAUUAGUAUUUUUUGAAAAUUGUAAAUUUGUAUUGCUAUACAUAUACUAUAUCACAGCCAUUGCAUUUUAGAGGCAUCUUCAUUCUAUAUAUCAGUCCCGCCCCCAGUGUCUUUCUCCAGACAUACACUUAUGUUUAUAUUUAUGAUUGUAAUUAAUGGAGUACAUAUUGGAAUAUUAGUUCACUGUUACUCCUAGUGCCCGUUGAAUUUGGUUGGCAUUAUCACCAUCGAAUGACCCCCAUUAACCUCACCGGCACAUGAUAUUAAAAUUGCUUUGACACAAUGGCGCCCAGGCCUCAUUCCAAAACUAAUUGCUAAUACGUUUUUGUAAGUAUAUUACCUUAUUACAUGUGUACAUUCCGACGCCAUAUAUUCGUAAUUAAAAUGUGUUUAGUGCGUCAUUAAAUAAAAACAUUCCUUCCUUCUUACGUGCGUAUACACGUUUGAUAUAUGUGCAUGUUCAGCAUAUGUAUGUUAAUUAUACUUAUACAGCACACAAUAUAUAUAUAUGUAUUUACAGUUAAA